AGGAUGGCGAAGAGGGCUUCCCAGAACGCGCGCAAAGCAAGCUUGAUUGCCUUUGGUGUCAUAGCUCUCGCCGCAUUCGCUUGCGCGGUGGAUACUACGAAGGCUGAGGAGGGCAUCCAAGUAGCUGAUCCAGCGGCGGAAGCCUCCAGGGCAUACAAACAAGCAAUAUCGACGCUCUCCACCUUGACCGCGUUACCGUCAUCUCAGACUGAGGACUCGAGCCCCUACCUCUCUCAUAAUAACAAUGGGUUCCAGCUCUCGUCAUUAUUUCCUAGCAUUCAGGGUCACGGCCCGAUUGCAAGCGCGAUGCGAAUAGCAAUGAAGCUGCUUCACCAUCCAUGGCUGCCCGCGUCAUUGACAGGGUACGUGAAGGAGGAACUAGGCGGGGGAAGAAGGAAGGAUACGGAGCUCCAUGGCAAGGCGGUCAAAGUCAUUGACCUUCUCCAGCAUGCAGCUGACCUCGGACACACGGACGCCCUUUACACAUUGGCACAGAUCUCUUUGUCUCCACCCAACAGUUACUUUCCAUCAAAGCCCAGGCUGGGAUACCACUCAUACUCGACCCACGCACAGCUGACGGGCAACGCGUCCUCACAAGCGAUGUUAGGUUUCUUCCACUCGACCGGGUACCACGGUGUCGUUCCCAUAGACCAGGCGAAGGCACAACUGUACCUGACAUUCGCAGCACACGGCGGACACAAAGGUGCACAAAUGGCGCUCGGAUACCGGUACUGGGCGGGCGUCGGCGUAGCCGAGAACUGCAUGGACUCGCUGUCGUGGUACGAGGACGCGGCGGAACAAACGAUGGCACGGUUCCUGUCCGGCCCUCCCGGCGGCCGCACGCUCCCUCUCGCAGCGCCGAAGCUGUCUGACCUCGUCGGUGGCGUCUUCGGGCCCGGUGCAAGCGUGGCGUCCACGGGUCUGCAGGCGGGUAGGCCAGUCAUCAAGACUGCGCGCGCCCAGGCAGCCGGCGAGACAUGGGAAGACCUGCUGGAAUACUACUUGUUCAACGCAGACCGCGGUGAGACGGACUUUGCGUUCCGGCUCGGCAAGAUCUUCUACCAAGGCAGCGUCUACGCCCUCCCCGGUGGGAUCGCUUCCGGGGGCGAAGGCGCCAGCGCCAUCCCGCGGGACUUUGCGCGCGCGCGUUACUACUUCAUGCGCAUUGCUCGGCAAGUCUGGUCGCGCGACCACGGGCGUGACACCUCCUCUGCGACGAUUCGUGAGGAGAACCCGACGCUCGCCGCGUACGGAGCGCUCGCAGCAGGCUACCUCGGCCGGAUGUACCUGCGCGGGGAGGGCGUACAGGCGGACGCGGCGACGGCACGGAUGUGGUUCGAGCGCGGGGCGGACUUCAACGAGAAGGAGAGCCAUAAUGGGCUGGGCAUCAUCUGGAGGGAUGGGCUGGUGGAGGGGAAGAAGGAUGCGAAGAAGGCGAUGAACCAUUUCACGAUCGCGGCUGGGCAGGAGCUCGCGGAGGCCGCGGUCAACCUCGGCAAGAUGUACUAUGAGCGCGGCGACGUGAAAGUGGCCGCGGCCUACUUCGAGACAGCGAUGCGCCAGGGGUCUCCGUUCGAGGCGUACCACUACCUCGCGGAGAUUCAGGCAGCGCAGGCGCGGAACAACAUGAUCACACCGCACAUCGCGGGGAGCUCGUGCUCUGUCGCUGUGUCAUUCUUCAAGGUCGUUACGGAGCGCGGCGUGUGGGACGAAGACCUUCUCGACGAGGCGGCAGAGCUAUGGGAGCUUGGCACGGAGAGGGGUCAUGAGAUGGCGAUGCUGAGGUGGUGGAUCGCUGCUGAGCGCGGGAACGAAGUCGCGCAGAAUAAUCUUGCGUAUGUGCUCGACCAAGACAGGAGCAUCUUGCGUUUCACGAGAUUCGCGCCGACCUCGCCUUCCAACGAUACUGCGCGACUCGCUCUUACACAGUGGAUCCGAUCUGCCGCGCAACGCAACGUCGACUCUCUGGUCAAGGUGGGCGACUACUACUACCACGGACUGGGUGUCGCGGAUGAGCCCGAAAAGGUGCGCUGGGAGAAAGCGGCGGGUUACUAUCAGUCCGCGGCCGAUACCCAGAUGAGCGCGCUGGCGAUGUGGAAUCUUGGGUGGAUGUAUGAGAACGGUAUCGGAGUCCCUCAGGACUUCCACUUGGCGAAGCGUCACUACGAUUUGGCAUUGGAGACCAACAGCGAAGCUUCGGUCCCUGUCUCGAUCUCGCUGUUGAAGUUGCAUGCGCGGAGCCUCUGGCGGACUCUCACUGGGCGGUCCGGCGGACUGAGCAUAUGGGGCGAAGACGAUGAGGAGAGCAGCCGUUCUCGUCUUCCACCACCACAAGGACGAACCGUCGAGGGUGGCGAGGAGACAGACAACACGCAGGCAGCAGCCGGGGAGCCCGUUGGCGAGAUCGAUGAGUACGAGGACGGACCGUGGUACAUUGGGAAGGCCCGUGAAGAGUUCAACAAGCGGAAGAAGAAUGGUCAGAACGUUGAUCGUGUGCGCCAGGACGACGAUGAUCCGGUGAAGUGGGCGAGAGAACGCAGACAGGCCGAGGCCGAUCGCGAGGGCGAUUUCGGGCCUGAAGACUACUUCGACGCCACUACUCGCAAACGGGACGACGAGGACGACGACUUCGCUGAGACCAUGCUGCUCGUUGUAGUAUGCAUCCUGGUGUCCGUCUUAUUGUACGUCCGGGGGCGCUAUCUGGACCGCAUCCGGAGAGAAGCCCAACAGCAACAAGCACAGCCAGGAAAUGGUGGGCAAGCACUUCCCGCGCAGCAGGCGCCUCCAGUAGACUGGCAAGCUCCGUUGCUGUGAUGGUACAACCAAGGGUUUAUGUGGAUUUCUCGUGGAUUGUACGACAUCGUUGUCUGUAUCGAUAUCGAAUUGGAGGCAUUCUU
This is a messenger RNA of Fomitopsis serialis, 2897 nucleotides long. Its product is annotated as HCP-like protein. Gene Ontology annotation, molecular function: protein binding. The coding region runs from base 4 to 2814 and encodes 936 amino acids. The transcript has 11 exons. NCBI's taxonomy places the organism in Eukaryota, Fungi, Basidiomycota, Agaricomycetes, Polyporales, Fomitopsidaceae. Gene Ontology annotation, cellular component: endoplasmic reticulum membrane. The record is from RefSeq and is a predicted model, not a curated record. Gene Ontology annotation, biological process: ERAD pathway.